AUGUGCAUUGAAGUUUUAAUUGUGAUUAUAUUAGAGAUGCACAAUACGCUAACGACUGUAUUAUUAGCGUUAAGUUUGGAUCAACUUUUGGCUACACUCGAGAACACAAAUUUAUGUAAUUAUUUUGUCAGCAACUUCACCGAAAUGUGUCCUCAAUUCACAAGUUUUGUUCAGAUUUUGGCUGUUUUUGUCGAUCGGAUCCGCUUUUACGAUCUCUUUGCCAAAACAAUGGCCAACACUCGAGUCAAUUCACUUCUUCAGAUUUACCACAAAAUCACUUUCGCUGUCAAUAAUUAUCGUUCAAAAUGCCCCAAAACUGGCGCCUCAUUUAUUUCUCGGCUGACAUUUUCAUGGUUUACACCAAUAAUUAUGAAUGGCUAUCGGAAACCAUUGACGGACGAAGACAUGUGGCCACUGGAGGUCGACAAUGAAGCAAAGAGUUGUGUCCAACAAUUCAAUAAACACCGGCAUCAAUUAAAUGAAAACAAGACCAAAGCACCGGUCAAUAUAUUGCCCACAAUUUUGCUGACACACGGCCCGAGUCUAGCAUUGAAUUCAGUGACAAAACUGGUAUCAACUCUACUAACUCUAUCACAACCUGUAAUACUCGACCGAUUGAUCACGUUUUUGACUGCCAGUGGCCAGACCUUAGCCGAACCCGAUUGGAUUGGUUAUACAUAUGCACUGUUAUUAUUUGUCUGUCCAGUGCUGGCCUCAGUAUUGAAUGCACAGCACAACUAUUGGUCUAAUGUGAUUGGACUGCGAAUCCGGACAUCGAUUACAGCCAUACUAUAUGAAAAAUCCAUAAAGCUGUCGAGCAGUGGCCGCAAAGACAACACCUCUGGGGAACUGUUGAAAAUGCUGUCCACAGACAUGCAUUAUAUCAUGUUUUUCGUGCCAUACUAUGACAACCUAUGGAUCAGUCCAUUGAAAUUGUUGGUCUCGAUCUGGUUAUUGUGGGCACAGUUGGGUGCGGCCAGUCUUCCCGGUGUUAUAUUUAUAUUAGUCAUUGUGCCCAUCAAUACGUACAUGAAUGCAAUUCAGGGUCGCCUCUGGGCUGAACUCGGCAAACAUACGGCCAGUCGGGUGUCCGCUAUUACCGAGAUAUUAAACCACAUAAAAGUGUUGAAGUUAUACGCGUGGGAACAGUGUUUCAUUGAUAAAGUGUUGGCCCUUAGGGAUAGAGAAUUGGGAGUAUUGACCAGGAUAAUUAAAUUAACUACAUGGAACGCCUUUAUGCAUAAUUCGUGCGGAAUUGUGGUAUCAAUACUUAGUUUUACAACAUUUACGCUAAUCUCUGACCACAAUAUUCUGGACCCGAAUAAGGCGUGGACAAUUCCCAAUUAUAGCUCGUUGUUUGGCAACCGGGCAAAAGGUGUUAAUAAUUUUUAA
Molecule: messenger RNA, 1392 nt
Organism: Medioppia subpectinata
Lineage: Eukaryota; Metazoa; Arthropoda; Arachnida; Sarcoptiformes; Oppiidae
Source: the annotation of a GenBank genome assembly